This is a messenger RNA of Impatiens glandulifera, 1375 nucleotides long. Its product is annotated as ELMO domain-containing protein A. Bases 279 to 1256 code for a protein of 325 amino acids. The record is from RefSeq and is a predicted model, not a curated record. The transcript has 10 exons. Lineage: Eukaryota; Viridiplantae; Streptophyta; Magnoliopsida; Ericales; Balsaminaceae.
AGUCAUCAGAAAGGUCCAAGUACAGCUUCCAAUUUUGUAAGGAAAGGGUUUUCGCCAAUUUAGGGAAGAGGGUUUCGUUGAUCCAUCACGAUUCCAUACAUUAACAAUUCGCAAUAAUUCACGCCAAGUCAAUUGUCAACAAUCGAUCUCCUCUUUACAUAUUCUCAUAUUGUUUGGAUCUAUCGCCAAUUCUUUGUGGAUUCAAUCCUAUCCAUCUCCAGGCCUUUUUAGCAUCCUUGCAUAUCUCUCAUAUUUAUAUUAUACAAUUACGAGAGAUUAUGACAACACGUAAUUUAAGAAAAAGAGUCCAGCGUCGAGAUGUGGACGGGAGAAGUUAUGAGAAAUUUGAUACAUCUGGGAUGGAAGACCUAAAUGAACCUUUACUUGGGAAUAGAGAAAAUGAUGAUAUGCCAUCACAUCAACAAACACUUGAAGAUAUUUGGGAUGACGACAGGAAAAAACAGCACCUACACUGGACAUCUUUGUUUACCCAGUUGAUUGCUCAGUGGGCACAUUGGUUAGCAAAUAUCGUCCAUGGAUCUGGAGUGCUUAUUGGGCGACUCUUGCCCUUCACCUCUCCCUCAGAAAAUGGAGAAAUGAAGAAGUUUCUUCGUCGACAACCUUCACUUAGUCCCUUGCAGGAAGAAAGACUAAAGAUUCUACAGCAAAGACUUCAUGUUCCCUUUGAUGGUUCUCGUGCGGAGCAUCAAGAUGCUCUUAAACAACUAUGGAGAUUAUCUUAUCCUGACACCAAACUCCCAGCUCUGAAGUCAGAACUUUGGAAGCAAAUGGGUUGGCAAGGAUCCGAUCCUUCAACAGAUUUCAGGGGUGGUGGUUUUAUAUCAUUGGAGAACCUUAUAUUUUUUGCUAUGACAUAUCGGGAUUCUUUUCAAAAUUUGUUGCACAAAAAAGAUGGAAAUAGAGCAGAGUGGGAGUACCCUUUUGCUGUUGCUGGGAUAAAUAUUUCGUUUAUGUUGGUGCAAAUGCUAGAUCUUCAAUCAGGGAAACCUAGUUCCUUGGCAGGAUUUAGGUUCUUGGAAUUGUUAGGAGAAGAUGAAAUGGCAUUUGACCACCUUUUCUGCAUCGCGUUUAAAAUGAUGGAUGCCCAGUGGCUUGCAAAGCGUGCUACAUAUAUGGAAUUUAACGAUGUUUUGAAGUCCACAAGAACACAAUUGGAACGCGAGCUUUCACUAGAAGACACCGCAAGCGUGCGAGAUUUACCAGCAUUCAACCUUUUAAAGAACACAAUUGAAUGACUUAAUGGUUUACUGUUAAUACUUCUCUUCUAUGUAUAAUAAUAACAACAACAAAUGAAGGUUAAAAAAUGAGUUAGUGAAGGGAUCUAAUUACCUGAUAUUCUAUUAUUUUACUACUA